CUGCAUCCCCGGCAGGCCCCCUCGGCGCGGAGGGCCGGGCCCGCCCUGCCCUGCCCCGGGGAGGCGGUGGCGGCCCGCGGCGAGCGGGGCAGGUCGCGGCCGGCAGCGACCGGCCCUCCCCCUGCGAGGGGCUCGGCCCCCCCCCCCACCCCCCCCCCCCCCCCGCUUCUGCCAAGGAGCGGUUGGGGGGAUUUAUAGGAGUAACAACGGCUCGUGAUGUCAGCCCGUGCCUAAAAUAGAGAGGGAUAGACUGCAAAUCCACGGCUCGAGGGCUAAAACCUUCCAAUCCCAGCCUCAGACAGCACCGCGCCGAUGUGAAGUCACCCCCACCUCCCGCUCACACGCACACGCAGCCCACGGCGCGGGGAGGCGCCGGGACCGCAGCCCGGGUGCCCGCGGCUCCUCGCCCCGCCGGGCUCCGGUGGGCGGCCGCGGGGCGCAGCGCCGGUCCCGGGGCGCGGAGAGCGGCGGGCUGGGGCAGAGCCGAGGAGCGGAGCCGGCCGAGCCUCGCCCGAGCGAGCCCCCCAGGAUUACAAGGCAUUGGUGUGCUCGUCCCCAGAGGCGAGCGAGGGCUGGCUAUCCCAAAGAGCCCAACCUCCUCCGCGCCCUGCUGUCCAAAAGAAUCCCUCGGACUCUUGAGAAGACGGGGGCUUUCAGGACCAUGGCAUCGACGGAAGGUGCCAACAAUAUGCCUAAGCAAGUAGAAGUGCGGAUGCAUGAAAGUCAUUUAAGCCCAGUGGAGCACAGAUCCAGGAACGUAUGUGUGCAGUUCUGCCAGUCACUCCACAGGAAUCUUCUCCUGACUCUUACUGUAUUCGGUGUUAUCCUGGGUGCACUGUGUGGGGGUCUUCUUCGUCUAGCAACACCUAUUGACCCUGACAUCAUCAUGUUAAUAGCCUUCCCAGGAGAUAUACUUAUGAGGAUGCUAAAAAUGCUGAUCCUCCCCUUAAUUAUCUCCAGUUUAAUCACAGGACUGUCUGGUUUAGAUGCUAAAGCAAGUGGCCGGUUGGGUACAAGAGCCAUGGUCUACUACAUGUCCACGACUAUUAUUGCUGCUGUGCUGGGUGUGAUUUUGGUUUUAGCCAUCCAUCCAGGGAAUCCGAAACUCAGGAAACAGCUUGGUCAAGGGAAGAAGAAUGAUGAAGUAUCUAGUCUGGAUGCUUUCUUGGAUCUGAUCCGAAACCUGUUCCCUGAAAAUCUAGUCCAAGCAUGCUUUCAGCAGAUCCAAACUGUCACCAAGAAGGUGCUGGUGCCACCACCCAUUGAAGAACCACUGAAUGUCACCGACUCUGCUUUUGCUAUGAUGAAUGAGACAGUGCAUGAAGCACCACCAGAAGCCCAGCUGAUCAUUAAGAAGGGACUUGAAUUUAAGGAUGGCAUGAACGUCCUGGGUUUGAUAGGAUUCUUUAUUGCUUUUGGCAUUGCUAUGGGGAAAAUGGGAGAACAGGCCAAGAUGAUGGUGGAUUUCUUCAACAUCCUGAAUGAGAUUGUAAUGAAGUUAGUAACUAUGAUCAUGUGGUAUUCCCCUUUGGGCAUUGCUUGCCUCAUCUGUGGAAAAAUCAUUGCAAUCAAGGACUUAGAAGUAGUUGCUAGACAGCUUGGCAUGUACAUGGUCACUGUGAUUGUGGGUCUUCUCAUCCAUGGAGGGAUCUUCCUGCCGCUGCUCUACUUUGUGAUAACAAGGAAAAGCCCAUUUUCAUUCCUUGCUGGGAUUUUCCAGGCAUGGAUCACAGCACUAGGCACAGCUUCCAGUGCUGGAACGUUACCUGUCACAUUCCGGUGUCUUGAAGAAAAUCUAGGCAUUGAUAAGCGUGUAACAAGGUUUGUUCUUCCUGUUGGAGCAACUAUUAACAUGGAUGGAACUGCUCUUUAUGAAGCUGUGGCUGCCAUCUUCAUUGCACAGAUGAAUGGAAUUGAGCUGGAUGGAGGCCAGAUAGUUACUGUGAGUUUGACCGCCACCCUUGCAAGUGUUGGAGCUGCCAGUAUUCCCAGCGCGGGACUUGUCACUAUGCUUCUGAUCCUUACUGCAGUGGGUCUCCCUACCCAGGACAUCAGUUUGCUUGUUGCUGUUGACUGGCUUUUGGACCGGAUGAGAACAUCCGUCAAUGUAGUGGGAGAUUCUUUUGGUGCUGGCAUUGUCUACCACCUUUCCAAGGCAGAACUUGACACCAUUGAUUCCCAUCAUAAAGGGCACGAAGACAUUGAAAUGACCAAGACUCAGUCAAUCUAUGACGACAUGAAAAAUCAUAGGGAAAACAACUCAAACCAAUGUGUUUUUACAGCUCACAACUCAGUCAUAGUAGAUGAGUGCAAGGUAACACUGGCAACUAAUGGCAAAUCUGCAGAUCUCAGUGUUGUUGAAGAAGAGCCUUGGAAACGUGAAAACUAAGGGAAGAGAUUGCUAGCUCCAUCUUUAAUAAGCCCUGAAGCUAUCUUCUGGCAAAAGAUAUCACGAUUAAAGAAGAUUUCUCUUUUUUCUAUUUAACAUCUACGGUUUCUGCUUACUUAAUUUCUUAAGUGAAACUUAGCAAAGAUCUCAUCAAGUCAUUGUAGUGUCUUUGCCAAGCAUAACCAUCUGUCUCCCUUGUGUUAAUGUUUGGAUGAUGCAGCUGGAGAAUUCUCCAUGCAGUGCAGUGUGCUCUCACCUGCCUCCCCUUUUAUUCAAGACACACAGAAUGUAAAUGCUGCAAAAUGGGAAGAUCAAAGUGCCAGUACAGUUCACUACAGGGACUCAGGGCCACAAAUACAAGAGAAACAUAACACCACGUAAACCUUCAAGUGUUUUGGUGACUCUUGUGUCAUACCUGAUCUAUUUAGCACUGUAUGGCUAAAAUACCUUUUGAAAAUGUCCAUAAAGAUUUCUAUUUGUUUUAAUAAUAACAAGCACUGUAUUUUUGUGCCUAGUUGUACUUUAAACUGAACUUAGAUCCAGGAGCAAGACUAAUGUAUAGAAGUCAAUAAAUUAUCCCAAACUGUUUGUUAGAUCAAUGCAACUAAUCCUUAGCAUCAAGAAAAGACCUUAGAUUUGUACGUGCAUGUGAUAUGCUUUCAUCAGCUGUCCCAUGGCAGGUGCAGCCUUUUUUUAAUGAUGGGGCUGUGCUGCUUUGUGACCACAAUGCAUCAUAUAAUACAAGGCAGUAUUAUUAUGGCAGGGGUGGUAGUUCCUUCACUAAAUCUAUGCCUGAUGUACAAAAUACAGAAUGCUAUGGGCUCAGUUAUGCCAUUCUUAAUUAAAGUAGGUAGCACCUUACAACUCAUCCCGCUCCACAGAUGUCAGAGGGAUUCUGUAUGUGGACGGGACUACUUAAGUAAAGUGCUACUAAGACUGACUGACCACAGAUUUCGUGAUUGGGUACUUGAUACAGAGCUAUAAGCAAAUUCUGAAUCCAUUACUCUAAGAAACUGAGAGUACUCUAAGAAACUGAGAGUUUUUGCAUGUGAUCAUCAGUAGUAUUUGGUGUGCAAUGAAAACCAUCUUUCAAAUAUAUGUCUUAUUUCAGAGAGCAGCUAAAUCCCAAAUUUGUUGCUAAGCCAAAUUCCAUAUGAGGUUAAUAGAAUUUGGCCAGGGUUAGGACUGAAUGAAGAAUAAACCAGAAUUUCAGGAUUUAGACCAGUACAUUGAAUAUACAUAUCUCUCUCUUUUGCAGAGUAACAAUUCAUGUAACUCUCUAAUGUCAAAUGUUUCUUAGAGAACAUGGCUUCUGAAUUAAUGAGAUGGUGUUUUGUCAAAAUAGUACAGCUGACUCAUCCUGUCAGAAAAAAAUACAGUCACAGUAAUCACCCUGUGAAGUAUUUUUAAAGGUGCUUGUUAAUAUUUAGCAGUUUUAAGACACUGGUAAAUGCCAUUAUACUGUUAGCAAUGUUCUAUAGCAAAUCUGAGCCACAUGGCCUUGGGAGGCUCUACACACAGAACAAGCUUUGUGCAAUUUUUGGGGGAGCUCUCAGAGGUUCUCAAAACAAAUCAGAAUAUGAGCAUACAGUGAACUUAAAAAUGACAGAAAACAGAGUUGAAACAUUACAGAAAUAGGCCAUUCACUCUCUGUGCUCAGACCUGUUGUGUUUAAACAGGAAUAACGGCUUAACUGUAGAGUGGUAUUUGGCUCUGUAGAAGCCAGCAAAUUGUAAAUAUAAUCUGCUUUUGCUCAUGUGCAUUCGUAUAAAUAUCUCCAAAAAUGCACAUGGAUGUGAGCCAGCCAAGGCUACUUGCAUGAUUAAUGAUGUGCAAGAUCAAGUCCCUUACCAGAAUAUCCCUCAAUUAAUCAUUUGUUGUGGAAUAUUUUUCUUGCCAUUGUAUUUUUGUCCUCACUUGCAUGCCAUGGCUACAAUCCUAAGCAAAAUGGCCUAUAUAAUUUUGCAAUUAUUGAACCACUGUGAAUUCUGUAGGCCUCUAACAUGUAUUAGAGGUGGAGACCUUUUCCAGAGGCCUCCUGAAGCAUCUUAAGGAUUUUUUUUUUUGUGAGGAAUGGAAUUACAGGCUAUUCAGAGAAGUGGUAGGCAGGUUGUCUUCUCUUUUCUUCAUUUAUUGAUAUUAGCAUAUCCAGAGUUAACCUAUAGCUAGCUGCUGCUUCUCCAAAUUUGCAUUCGAAGACAUUUUUACCACAGAAUUAUGUGCCUGGGACAAUGUGUAGGUGCUCUAAAAUAUUCCUUACUCUUGAAUGUGCUGGCUCACAUCAAGUGAAGUUUGCUGUGACUUGGGUGGUAGUUCUAUCCAAAAAUAACAUGCAGUGUUCGCCCCAGUUUAUAUCCAGAAUUCUCAAGCUGUUUCAUGGCACAGCUCACACAUUAAUAGGUGAUUUUCCAUCUUCUUCACUGUAGCAGUUUCUUAGGAACAGCUUUAGAAAACUGGUCCGUACACUUUUAGCUGUCAUUUGAAACUAUUAGCAGUUGGAAACAAAUAGGAAUGCCAGAAACAUGUGACUAGGCAUCUCCACAAAAUUACAUAUUGAGAAACACUUAGAAUAUUCUUGCACUUAUCCCCUUGGGAUGUGUUGUUCUUUGAAGAGUGUUUCUUUGGGUGGAGACCGGGGAGGAAGGAUUGAGAUGAUAGAGAAACUCCACCCACGUAAAGGAGAAUAAAUUUAGUUCUUUUGAUAGGACUAGAAUAGCAGACUGUGAUUUUAAAAUAGUAAUUCUGUAGAUACAGUAACUCAGGGAUGUUUCAAAAGAUAAUUACGAUAGUAUUUCUCUAUUUAAAUGUAGAUGUGGGAGAAGGAGAAAUGCUGUUUUUGGUAUACUCUUCUGCUUUUAGCCUGGCUGAAUAUUUAAUGUAGUGUUACUCCAGCACAGCACUGUAUUUAACCAUCAUAAAGCUUUCCAUUUCUUUGGGAAAAUGUAACUCACUCUUGGCUUACAUUUCUCGAUUUGCUCAUUCCACAUGAGGCUGGGUUGCUACUUAACUAAAUAAACAGAAAAUAACCCAGAGGCUGGCCACUUCAGCUAAUACAAGGUUCACAUUUACGCAGGCAGUGCUGGUUACUGACCAGUCUCCUUUUAGUUUCACUAGGAGUGUUGGUGCACUAAUUUGCAUCUGGCAAAUCUUUUGUAUUUGUUCGCAGUGCUGGGGUGGCAAAGUUAAACUACAGUGGAAUAUGAUUUGUUUUCUGUGUAGUUCCUAAACAAAUUAACAUUUCUUCCUACAUUCAUCUCAUUUGCUGCUCUGUCGGUUCCCUCCACCCAUGUCUGUGCAAGUGUGCUGCCCUUUGCCCUUUGGAUUGCUGACAGCACACUGGCACAUGGAAAAGUCUAGACCAGGCGAAGACUCAGUUAAUUUUAUGCUUAUUUAAGUACAUGCUUAUGCAUUUGUUUUACGCACUUACUGCUGAAGCUAGGUCAGCAUUCUCUUACUAUCUGUUCACUGAAACUAAAGCGUACUGUAUGCUCAAAGUACAGAAGAGGCGGAGCACUUUGCUACUGAAUUUGUUUCUUCAUUGCUUCCCUUAGAAGACAAAGGCUACAUCAACGUUGUAAGAAACAUGAGUGGGUCUCAUACAUAGAGGUGCUUCAGAUAGGUAGGGGAUAAACCAUUUGAACCGUAUUGUGGGAUGUGCUCCUUCCAUUUGAAUUGGUGAGAAACUCAGUAUGUCUUUGAAAAACUGUUUGCUGUAGUAAAACGUGUGCCUGCAAUGCUCUGACUAGAUGAAAGCCCCACUGAAAUCUAUGGGAGUCACAGAAUUCCAGGGAAGGUCAACUCCCUUCCUGUCUCCAUUAAGUUUUAAGACAUUUCACAGUCCCAUCCUAGGGAAUAAUCUUUGGCUGCUAUUUAUAAUGAAGUUGAUUCUCACAUCCAAAAGAUUUCUAAGAUGCUUCUUUUUUUUUGCCUGUUUCUAUGCUACAAGUCCAGCAGUGAAUUUAAACUCAGCACAAAAAUAAGGAUCACUAUCAUUAUGUUGUUUUUCCAUUUCUUCCCUGAAAUACAGCUGAUCUUCAUUUCUUUCUCAGCACAUGGAGUUCCAAACUUUGUGCCACUGUAAAACAUACAAGUAAUGUAGAUUUUCGAUAUGUUUUCCAUCAUUCCUAGGAUCAUUAGUUUUCCCAGAGUAGAUGCUCAGGAGAGCAGACUGUUCAUCUGAGAAGCUACAGCAGCAAUGUUUGAACAAAUUUAUUCUGGCAACUACCUGGGUUUUCUUUGCUUCCUUGCCUUCACUUAUGUUGUUGCAGCCUUGUUGUAGCAACACAGCAGCAAUCACACAAAUCCCUCAAACCAUAGGCAGUAUUAAACCUCACCUCUGACAUUCACUUCUGUAUUUAUCUUUAAAAAGGCUCUGAGCUUAAGUACCAGGCUCAGAAGAAUCCUUUUGUGUAGAUGUAAAGAUAUAACUGUUUCUCAUUUCAUUAAGUUCCAUUUGUGUAUUUCUGUUGCUGCAUUUGAAUUAAUCUACAGAAGGAUAAAUAAGGGCACUUUAUAAAACUGUACUGUAAUAUUAAUCUGUUAUGAGCCAGAAAACUAUCCUCGAUUUUAUUACUGUGACUUCUAAGGCCAUGAUUAAGAUAUCUUUCACAUUAGUUAUUAUCAUAGGUGUGUAGUCCAUUGGAACAAUUAACCUUGGCUAUAAUUCACUAUAUAAGACUAUGUAAAAUCUCCUGUUCCCAUCAGAAAGCACUCUCGGGAAGAUGAGUUAUUUUCUUCUAUCAUAUUGAUGACUUUGAAGGAAAAAUAUUUACCCAAUUUCCUUUGUCAGAAUUAUGAUAUGUAGAGUUUAGUUUCAAGUAAUGAAAAAAAAAGAAAAAAAAAAAAAGGAAUUGCAAUACUGAAAUGUCAAAGAAGGCAGUCAAGAGCUGUAAACAAAUUGUUCAUCUUUGCCAUGUUAUUUUUGAAAGUGUUAUGUUCUUGCUCACAAUUUACCUGAAACAAUGUAUGUAGUGCAUAUUUCUUCCAAAGUCAUUGAUAUUUUUUUCCCACAUAGCCACCAAGGCUGUGUCUCUCCAUGGUCCUCAAAGCACAGACUACUGUUCCACACACCUAAGGCAGGACUCUGGUAAAGCCCCCAGCAAUGGAGUCUGGGUACAGACUGUACAAUGGGUGCCUCCCUCAUUUUUUCCUCCUGCUCAUGUCUGAUGUUAAAUUGAAAUCUGCUGCUAUUAAGGAAUCAAACUGCUGCUGAUGCCCAGGUGUCGGUAAUUCUUUUACUUCUUGUCUGAGUGGGCUCCCUGGCACAAGACUCUGAGGAACCAUCCCUUGCAUGUGCCCACCAUCCCAGAGACAUCUUCCCCUGCUUGGUGGAAGCCUGCCGACUUCCCACUACUGGGUUGAUAAGGUUGGUAAGGUGUCUGUGCAGUUGCAACUACAAGUCUUAUGGAAAACCCAGGUUCCAAACAUUGAAAAAACCCAGAGCAUAUGAUGGAGACACUGAGUAGGAUUCUACUAGUCUGGGAUGGAAAUAACCAACAGGAUAAUGUGGAAUUUGGGGAGGCAAGAAGACUUGUAAGAUUUCUCACUUCACCCAACCUUUAAUUCCCAUUCACUUCUAGCUACGUUCUGCUGCAGAGCCAAUGCUGAUUGAUGCCAGAGUGUCCAACCCUUCUAGACUGAUUUUUCAAAAUUCAGGAGUCCUGCGAUUGUUUUUAAUGAUGCUCUGUGGCACAUGCCAUUACACAAAGGGAAACUGACGUAGGCAGCAUCACACAACCUGAAUUGCCUGGUACCUGUAUAUUGCUUUGUAAAAUAAAUAGUAUAGCUUGCAGGGAUUUUUGUAUCAUUCUUUUCUAUUUUCUUCUACAGUUUUUCAAAGACUGUGUGCAAACUGUGUUUACAAAUUGAUUUUGCAUUCAGUAUUGUAGAUUAUAGCAUUUCCAUUUUGGUGUUUUGUAUGGGCUUGUGAGUUCUUCUGUACUACAGGUUGUCCUUCCUUCUUAAAGACAAUUGCAUAAACUUCCAUCCAACAUAUCCUGCUCCUUUCUUGAAUAUAUCCAAUUUCCUAUUAUCCAGUGUGAACUCUAGCUUGGAGGAUGCAUGAGAAAAAGCUGCAUAUGUAUUUAUAUUGUUAAAUAUUAUAUGCUCAAUACUUAUUUAGUUAUUAAUACAGGUGUAAGGGGUUUGUACUUGUUCUCUGGAAACUACAGUGUAGACUGCACUAAAUUACCUAGUAUCUGUAAUUUACAGACACACUAAUAUUUUCUUAUAAUGUUUUCUAUAUGACCAUAAAAAGUAGGGGAAUAAUCCUUUAAAGGUGAUCUGUACCUUAGAACAAAAGCAGUUUUCUUAUAACAUUUAAGAUCGAUGAAAUAUUUUUGUGUUAUGUUUAGUGAUGAAUUAUAAACAAAGCACAAGAUGCAAGAAGCAAAUAGGAAUUUCAAGAUGUCCUUAAAUGCUGCAGUUCAUUAUGAAACAAUGUUAUAAUAAUCUGAACAAUCUUCUAGAUUGACUGUCUUGGGCAAUCGUCCCUCAUUUUUGUCAUUUUUCCUGGUGUUAUGUUUGCCAAAUCCUUCAGUUCUUUCUUAGGAUCUGACCAUGUGUAAUUGACUGAUUCAGAAUACAGUUUAUAGAAAAGUGGAGAUCCAGGUAGGCAAAAAAUAUGCUAUCAGGGUACCCAGUCCAUCUUUCUACAAUACAGUCUAUGUGAAUUCAGUCCGUGGAAAGAGUUCGUGAUUUGGGCACCUACCUUUGCCUUCUUGAAAAGGGACCAACUGAACCACCAUGGGACCAGUGUAAUUGGGUAGCAUCUGUACAAAUACCUCCUGCUUUCUUAUGUAUUUUAAAGAGAACAACCACUAUAUUUUUUGACCAGGACAAGUAAGAGUUGCUUCUUUAUUAUGGUCAUCUGUUCCCAUUAGGCAAAUACCUGUUGGCAUUAAGGCCGUGGCUAUAAUAAUUUCUAUUUAAUUAGCAAGGAACUGUUUUAAGAGGAAUAAAAAUAAAUAAAUAUAAAUAUUCAUAACAAUUAUAUCACAGAAAAAUCUUUUAUUGCCUACUAGCUCUUUGACUGUGAUUCAAAACAAACAAAACAUUGAAUAGCAAGUACUGCUGUCCCAGUGUGACUGAUACUCAGAAAUCUAUGGGGCCAUGAUAUUCUGUUGAGGAUUUGGAGACUAAAUUUCUAGUAGAUAAACAUGUAGGAAGUGUGUUGAUACACCCUUGUGUUUUAAUCUUUGUUGUAUUUUAAAUCAGAUAUACCAGGUAUUAUCUUAAUAGGAACCACAGGUAGAAUAGUGCUGAGUUACUAAUAGUUGUAAAACCUUAUUGAUACCAGUUUUGACAUUUUGUUGAAGCAUGAUGUCCAGUGCCUCUCUGCACUUAGUGUAGAUAAUGUAGCUAUCAACAUGUAAUUUCAGUGAAAUGGUGUAUACAUUAUGUGUUAGCAGUGCUUUAAUUUAACUGGUGUCUGUGUAUUGAACCAUAGUAAAAAAUUAGACUGUCUUUUAAAAUUUUGUUCUACUUCCUGUUUUUCAUUUAUAUCUGGGUUUAUAUCCUUUUGGCCAUUCAGCCGAUUAGAUUCCAAACUUGAUAAAUGAUUUAUCUGUCUAUUAUGGAGUAUCUUGUUCUGAUAACAUCCAGGAUUGUGUAUGCAGCCAACUUAUUGUAAAUAUGUUAUUUUUAGUUUUCAGCUAUCUAACCAGUGUGGUGUAUGUUAGUACCUGCAUGUGUGUAGUUCCCUGACAGUGAGUGAAAGUGAUCCCAGCAUAGAUUUGCUGCCUUGUGAAUGCAGCUGUUAUGACCUUAAGAAUUAGUGUUCACCUACAAUGAUUAGUUUCUGUUUUGUUUUCUUCUUCUUUGCUUGAAAUGUUGGGGCUCUUUAUCACCAGAAGUUAGUAAGUCGCUCUUUAAACUGACACAGUGAAUAAGGGUGAAUCCAUCAAACUCUACAUUCCCUCUGGAUGCCCUGGCUGGUUUUGACUCGGUGCACUGUGCAUCAUUCAGCCCUUGGUCACGCCACAGCACCGCGGGAUCCCUCCGAGUCACUUCCAGUUCCUCCCUGACCACAGCCACUGGCAGCACGAGUGCAGUCACACAGCGGUGAUGGGGCAAGUCCUCCCCGGGCUGCCCAGGACGUCAAAGCAGGAACCUCUGCCUUAUCCCCUUGGCAGGAACAGCCUCUCAAAAAGAUUAAUAUACUCACAGACAAAGGUUUCUUUCAUAGUUAAAAAAAGCUAUUAAUACUGGAAAUUAAAUGCAGAGCUGAAUGCUUCUCAAGCUACUGUGGUUGUUGUACAGGCCUGUUAUUCACAAAAAGUAUGUCUGAUUGUGGAACAGACGUGUCAACUGUGUAGUCAGUGGCAAAAACUUUGUGAAAUCAGGGUUACAGUUCAAAUCUGUAAGAAAGACCUUUCUGCGUCAAAACCUGAAGGUGGUUCUGAAAGAGCUUGGGACAGCAAGAAGAAGCUGGUUUGUUCCUAGAUGACAUGGGCCUGCACCUCAUAAAUAUAAUCAUCCCCUGUAAGUGGAAAGAGAUCAAAAUCAGGCCCCAAAGCACAGGCAUUAUCCUGCUGGGUGAGUCCUGUUACAAGGCUUCAAAGGCUUCAGUGUGAAUUGAACACUACAGUACUGUGUGCUGCCUAUUCAUCUUCCCUACCCUUCUGUUAAAAGUGACCAGGCAUGAGCUGGAAUGUUUUGAGAUGUUUCAUUUAAAAAGGAUAAAAAGGAAGAGAGAUAAGGUUGAUCUUUUCCUUACACUGAAAAAGUUCCUCAGAUUUUGAAAUGACAUACUGUACAGUAUCUAUAGCACAGUUUGUUUAAAAACUAAUGAAUGCAGAUGAUAAAAUUUCUCCCAACUCUGGGCUCUGUUCUUGUAUAUGGUAGUUGGAAUGCCUCAUAGACUGAGUCUAUUUUUGUAGUUCAGAUCCUUUCCUCCUUAAAAUGAUCAGUAGUUAGUUGCUUUUAAUGCUUUCUUACGGUGUGAACUGAUUUCUGUAACUUUCAUGUGUAAAACAGACUAGACAUUCUUUCUAUACUGGAAACAGCUGUGAAUAUAAUAUUUCACUAAGUGUUGUACCUCUUAUGUACAUAUCAUCAAUAAAUGUUGAUUCAUAAUUUUCA
Molecule: messenger RNA, 11470 nt
Organism: Tyto alba (common barn owl)
Lineage: Eukaryota; Metazoa; Chordata; Aves; Strigiformes; Tytonidae
Gene: SLC1A2
Product: solute carrier family 1 member 2
Exons: 11
Coding region: 662-2389 (575 amino acids)
Biological process (GO): L-glutamate transmembrane transport
Cellular component (GO): plasma membrane
Molecular function (GO): L-glutamate transmembrane transporter activity; neutral L-amino acid transmembrane transporter activity; glutamate:sodium symporter activity
Source: RefSeq, a predicted model, not a curated record